This is a messenger RNA of Python bivittatus (Burmese python), 1578 nucleotides long. The record is from RefSeq and is a predicted model, not a curated record. Lineage: Eukaryota; Metazoa; Chordata; Lepidosauria; Squamata; Pythonidae.
UGCGCUUGCGCACUGCAGGGCACCGUCGCGAGGGACGCGCUGUCGAUGUGCCUCUGUGGCUGCUGUGAGAUCUGCCGCAUGGCGCGGGAGGUGCGCACUCGUUCCCUGUCUUAAAGAGCGGAGGGCAGCACAAGACUCGCCGGCAAGCGCAGGAGCGCAUGCGCCCACGAGAACGCGCCUCGGGGAAUCGUACGCUGUCUCGGUGCCGCGCGAGGGCCGGGUCCUCCCUCGACCGGAAGCUGCCUCCCUCGCGGUUGCCUUGGCGACGACGCGGCGCCUCUCGCCGCCUCAGCAGCGCCGGCCGAGCGUCCUUCGGCCUGCUCGCCAUGUCGUUGCGGACGCUGCCGCUGCUCGUCCUCAACCUGGGCGGAGAGAUGCUCUACAUCGUGGACCAGCGGCUGCGCGCGCAGAGCAUCCCGGGAGACAAGGCGCGCCAAGAUGAAUGGACUGAUGUGGACAGGAGACGAGUGAUGAAUGACAUUAUUGGGGGCAUAUUCAAUAAAAAGUUUAUGGAUGAGCUGUUUAAGCCGCAGGAGCUCUAUUCCAGGAAAGCCCUGAGGACAGUAUUUGAGCGGUUGGUUCAUGCCUCCAUCAUGAGACUGAAUGCCCCCAGUAUGGAUAAGCUUUAUGACUUAAUGACUAUGGCUUUCAAGUACCAAGUUCUCCUCUGCCCUCGACCCAAGGACCUUCUGCUCAUUACUUUCAACCAUCUGGAUGCCAUUAAGGAUUUCGUCUAUGAAUCGCCCAAAAUUCUGAACCAAAUUGAUGUUACUUUUCGGAAGCUCAUUGAUACGUAUAGCUCACUCUCUGCUGGGGAACUUCAGCUUAUCCGGCAAACACUGCUCAUCUUUUUCCAAGACAUACAUAUCAGGGUUUCCAUUCUCUUAAAAGAUAAAGUACAGAAUUCCAAUGGCCACUUUGUGCUGCCAACUUCAGGUUCAGUUCCUUGGGGAACAGAGAUCCCUGGCCUCAUCAGACUUUUUAACAAUAAAGGAGAUGAAAUUCAGAGGAUUGAGUUCAGCAGUGGAGGAAAUUACGUUCUUCCGUAUCGGGAAGGCUCAUUUGACCUUCAUGGAGACAGAGUCAUUAAACUGGGAACAAACAUAUACAGCAUCAGCCGACCUGUAGAGACAGAUGUGUCAGGGGCCACCAAAAGCUUGGCAUCUCGCAUUAAGGAGAACACUGCUCCCAAUCCUCUUGCUAAAGAAGAGCUGAAUUUGUUAGCCAGGCUGAUGGGCGGGCUGGAGAUCAAGAAGCCCCUUGUCAAGGAGGCUGGUUUUCGUCUGAAUCUCUUUACCACUGAUGAGGAGGAAGAACAAGCUGCCCUGACUCGUCCAGAGGAGUUAUCCUACCAAGUUAUCAACAUCCAUGCAGACCAGGACCAACAACGAAAUGAGGAGCUGGAUCGCAUCAUGGGGGAAUUUGAGGUGUCAGAACAGCACAGUGAGACGACCAGCAAGGGAUGUGAUUUGUUGGCAAUGAUGGAUAAACUGUGACCCUCAGCUUUGAUGCAAAGGAAUGUCAGGACACACCAUCUUGAUGGGAACUAUAGAAGAGUCUUAUAGAAGAGAGCGGCUA